Emiliania huxleyi CCMP1516 is the source of this 951-nucleotide messenger RNA. RefSeq lists its product as hypothetical. The transcript has 2 exons. NCBI's taxonomy places the organism in Eukaryota, Haptophyta, Isochrysidales, Noelaerhabdaceae. The record is from RefSeq and is a predicted model, not a curated record. The coding region runs from base 1 to 951 and encodes 316 amino acids.
AUGAGGCGAUGGCACCUGGACCUCGAGGGCAGCUUCGAGGAGAAGGUGCGGGAGUUUGAGUUUGCCCUGUCGCACGGCGACGAGGCGGCCAAGGCGGCCAUGUACCGCGCCGCCGCACAGGGCGCCACUAGCAUGACGCACGCCAUGUCGCGCGAGAUCCACGAGGCCCUCGAGAGCGCGGGCGAGGCUGCCCUCGGCGAGACGCGCGCAGGCCACCUGCAGUGCGCCACUCCCAUCGUCAGCGAUUCGGUGACGCCGAACUGGUCGUACUGCUGCGACGUGACGGAGGCGGCUUCGUCGAUGUUCGUCUUCGAGCUGUACGACGAGGACACCCUCUACUCCGUCAACGACUUCCUCGGCGCCUCCUACCUCCGCGCCGACGCCGAGGACGGCCAGUGGGAGCUGCCCGUGGUUGGCGCGCAGCGAUUUGGGGGCGACGCCGAGCAGCACGCGACGCUGCACGUGCUCGUGGCGACCACCGACGAGAAGCCUCCGCUCGGCCACAUCGGAGAGGACUGCUGGGGCACUUGCGGAGCCUCGGGCGUGUGCCCUGAGUUUUGUGGAUCCCACGGAGCGUGCUGCCGCGGAGACGUGGCGGCGCCAGGCUGCCCGCUGUAUGGCUCGGACCCCUUCUGGCACAGCUGCGUCGCCGCCGACAUGACGCAGCUUGAGGGCCACGGUUUUGGCGGAUGGUUCCCCCACCUCUUCCUCCGCGCAGAAGCCGCGCCCGCGCCCGCGCCAAGCGCGACGCCGCCCGAUCCGCGGCCGCUCCUGCUGUUGCUUGGUGUCGCCACCGCUGCCACCAUUGCCCACGCGCGCGGAGCUUCGAACUGCGUGUCGGGUGCCAUUCUGCAGCGUGCGCAGUCUGUAAGCGCGGGGCAUGUGGCGCUACGGCUUUAUGCGCGCGGUCACGUGCGGUUUACAGUAGGGGCCAGGGUGCUCUGGGCGUGA